This is a messenger RNA of Danio aesculapii, 6729 nucleotides long. It is a transcript of the gene nrcama, whose product is annotated as neuronal cell adhesion molecule a. Gene Ontology annotation, cellular component: plasma membrane; axon. NCBI's taxonomy places the organism in Eukaryota, Metazoa, Chordata, Actinopteri, Cypriniformes, Danionidae. Gene Ontology annotation, biological process: axon guidance; cell-cell adhesion. Gene Ontology annotation, molecular function: protein binding. The record is from RefSeq and is a predicted model, not a curated record.
GGCUAAUCGUCUCCCCUGCAUGUUUGAAUGGUCACAUUGAGUGCGAAUCACAAGGCCCAGUUGCUUUGACCUGGAGGGGAAGGAUUUUGAUGUAACGCAGCCUUGCCAUGGAAGGGAAGAGGAGCUGCUUGCUCUGUGGAGGAGCGAUGAUGAUGAUGAUGAUGAUGAUGAUGCUCAGUCACGUGACCUCUGCAUUAGAAGUGCCUCUAGACUUGCCUCAACCUCCAACAAUAACUAAUCAGUCCCCAAGGAUUAUCAUCGACCCUCGGGAGAACAUCAAUAUCUUCUGUGAGGCGAAAGGAAAGCCUCAUCCCAGCUUUUCAUGGACACGUAACGGCACGCAUUUUGAUGUAGAAAAGGAUCCCAAAGUUGUAAUGAUGCCCGGCACAGGCAAUCUAGUCAUUGAUAUCAGCGGAGAGAAGGCUGAGGUUUAUGAGGGUGUUUAUCAGUGCAUCGCCCGCAACGAGCACGGCUCUGCUGUGUCCAAUAACAUCGUCAUCCGUCAAUCAAGGUCCCCCUUGUGGUCAAAAGAGAAAAAUGAGCCAAUCACAGUGCAGAGAGGAACGUCUCUAAUACUGCAGUGCACCCCAGCUGGCCUGCCUCCACCUAUCAUCUUCUGGAUGGAUAACAAUUUCCAGAGACUUCCCCAGAACAAUCGUGUGUCCCAGGCUUUAAACGGAGACCUGUAUUUCUCCAAUGUGGUCAUGGAAGACACCAGAAACGACUACAUCUGCUAUGCCCGCUUCCCACACACUCAGACUAUCCAACAGAAACAGCCCAUCACCGUCAAAGUGCUGGACAACAGUCCAUCUGGGGGAGAGUGCCCCUUUCUGCAUCCACCAGGAACGGAAAGUACCACCAUGGUCUUGAAAGGAGAUACGCUGGAGCUGGAAUGCAUUGCCGAUGGCCUUCCCACGCCAAAUAUCUCCUGGACUAAGGUGAACGGGGAGCUGCCAAGUGGGCGUUUUUCAUUUUACAGUUUCCAAAAAACUCUGAAGAUAAAAGAGGUGACAGAAGCAGACGGGGGAGAUUACCGCUGUUUAGCCAAGAAUCGCAUGGGGAGCAGCCAACACACCAUCACCGUAGUGGUCAGAGCGGCUCCCUUUUGGAUCAGUGCCCCUCAGAACCUCAUCUUGGCCCCAAAAGAGACUGGAAACCUCACCUGCGAUGUGGAUGGAAAUCCUAAACCCACGAUUACAUGGUCUGUCAAUGGAAAUCCCAUUGAAAGCUCUCAUAAUGACCCAAGCCGUAAAGUGUCAGAUGGCGUCAUCACCCUCAGUGACGUUCAGACGGGCUCCAGCGCCGUUUAUCAGUGCAACGCCUCUAAUGAUUACGGUUACCUGCUAGCCAAUGCCUUUGUCAGUGUACUAGCUGAACCACCAAGAGUGCUGACGUCUCUAAAUCACGAAUACUCAGUCAUCAGUAACAGCAGAGCUCUGUUAGACUGUGCUACUUUUGGUUCGCCUCUUCCCAAAAUCACAUGGUUUAAAGACAGUCAGAGCAUACUGAACAGUGACUUGUACCACAUUCAUAAGAACGGUACUUUAGAGAUCAAUGUAGCUCAGCCACAAAACAGCGGCAAGUACACUUGUAUAGCAUCAAACAAUCUGGGCAACAAAGAGAAUCACGUCCACCUGCAAGUGAAAGAACCUACACGGAUCCUUAGACAGCCAGAGUAUAAAGAGGUGCAGAGGAACAGCAUAGCUGUGUUCGAGUGUAAGGUCAAACAUGAUCCCACACUCUUCCCCUCCAUGAUAUGGCUUAAAGACAAUGGAGAGCUUCCUGAUGACCCCCGAUUUGAGGUGGGCUCUGAUAGUCUGACUAUACAUGAUGUGACAGAGGAUGAUGAAGGCACCUACACCUGCAUCAGAAACACCACCCUGGACCAAGAUUCAGCCAGUGCCACACUCACAGUAGUCGAGCAACCGGACCCACCAACUGACCUGGAGCUGACUGACCAGCGAGAGCGCAGUGUUCGGCUAACAUGGACCCCUGGAGAUGAACACAACAGCCCUAUUAAAAUGUUCCUGAUCCAGUAUGAAGAUUCUCUCCAUGAGCCUGGAGUCUGGCUCAACAUGACCGAGGUCUCGGGAACCAGCACAACAGCUCAGCUUGAGCUGUCCCCGUAUGUGUAUUACUCCUUCAGGGUCCUGGCACUCAAUGACGUGGGUCUGAGUGAAUCCAGCGAUCCAUCCAGACAGUACCGAACCAACCCUGCAAAGCCUGACGUGAAUCCAUCAGAUGUUGAAGUCAGUGGAACGUCACCUGACACUAUGACAAUAUCUUGGAGGGAGCUGAACGGGCUUGAGUCUAAUGGUCCAGGUUUACAGUACAAGGUGAGCUGGAGAAUGAAAGAUGCAGAACAGUGGACGACCGUCACACUGGCCAACGUCUCACAACAUGUGGUGACGGGAACACCUACUUUUACACUUCAUGAAGUCACUGUACAGGCGGUCAAUGAUUAUGGACCAGGCCCCAGACCAGAGGUGGUGCUGGGAUACUCAGGAGAAAACUCACCCACAGUGGCCCCAGAGAACUUAAAAGUUUCAGUUCAGAGCGAGACAGAGGCUGAAGUUCACUGGGAAGCUGUUCCUCUUUCAUCAGUCCGGGGUCGACUGAAAGGAUACAAGGUGACUUACCAGAAGAUGAGAAGUUUACACAAGCAAGACUAUGAUCGUGAGAAUCCCCAGGUGCUCAUCUUCAGUGGGGACGAGACUGUGGGACGUCUGCCAGACCUUCACCCCUACAGCCAAUACAGACUCAACAUCAGAGCCUUCAACGGGCACGGAGACGGACCCUCCAGCACUGACCAGCAGUUCAAGACACCAGAGGGAGUUCCUGGGCCUCACAAUGUAAACAUCCGGAAUCUGAACCUGGACUCUUUGCUAGUGGAGUGGACACCACCUUUGGAAGACAACGGACACUUGACUGGAUACUUGUUGAAAUAUCAGCCAAUCAAUACAACAGAAGAAGUUGGGCUGCUCAAAGAAGUGCUUUUACCAGCAAACGAGACCAGUUACACACUCGACAAGCUUACGCACAGCACACACUACAAGUUCUUUCUGAACGCCAUGACUGAAACAGGCUCUGGACCUGCUGUCACUAAAGAGGCCUUCACAGAAGUAGACGAAGCAUUAAUUCGGCAUCCCGCAGUAGAGGCGGGUAAAGGCUCUGCCCUCCCUUCACCACCACCACCAACUCCCCCUGUCACUCAAUCUUUGCAGCCCCCGUUUCAGGCGCCACCUGCUGGUCCGAUGUUUGGGAACGUGAACUCCUCGGUGAAGGAGGACCAUGCAGUCAUAAGCUGGGAAUACUUGGGGCCUGAUGGGAAUGUUUAUGUGGAAUAUGUUGUUGAUAACAGUAAAGAACCCUGGAAAACAGAGUUUGUAAAUGGCACUCGGACAUUUCAGAUUAGAGGACUAAAGCCGGGGAUGUCCUAUAGGGUUCGAUUGGUAGCCAAAGACCAUUCAGACGCAACCAUCCACAGUACACAGGAGCUGUUGAUAACAGUUCCAGCCAUGACCAACAGGCAGGCUGAAAUAGCCACACAAGGUUGGUUUAUCGGUCUGAUGUGUGCCAUCGCUUUGCUGAUCCUGGUGCUCCUCAUCGUCUGCUUUAUAAAGAGGAACAAAGGAGGCAAAUAUCCAGUAAAAGAGAAAGAAGAUGCCCAUCAAGACCCAGAGAUUCAGCCCAUGAAAGAGGAGGAUGGGACAUUUGGGGAGUACAGUGACACGGAGGAUCACAAGCCCCUAAAGGGCAGCCGGACACCAUCCAAUGGCACGGUCAAGAAGGACGACAGUGACGACAGCCUGGUGGAUUACGGCGAGGGAGGAGACGGCCAGUUCAACGAGGACGGAUCAUUUAUUGGCCAAUACAGCGGGAAGAAGGAAAAAGACACUGCGGAGGGAAAUGAGAGUUCGGAGGCUCCUUCUCCAGUCAAUGCCAUGAACUCCUUUGUGUAACCUUUCAUGACCUCCUUUGACCCAUACAACGCCCAACCCCAUGUUACAUCAUCGUACGGAGAACAGUCUCUAUUGCACUGUGACCUCUUGACAUCACGCAGCAAAUGAAAUCUAAAUGAACGCCCGUGAGAAAUGACGAACCACUAGAAGAGGGACGGUCCUAGCUCAUCGGUCGCAGAGAUGUAGAGUAAGAAGCGUAUUAUCUUUUGGCAAGCAUACAUAUAUAUAUCAAUAUAUGUGUAGAGGAAUAUAUAAAUUGACAUAUAUGAGAAACUAUUUUAUUAACAUAGCCCCAUUUGCGUCGGAUGGCAUUAUAUCACACCAUGUCGUCCACUGGAAACACACGGAAUCCGUUAUUGACAUCUUGUAUUUGGUGAAACAGCAGAAGGUGAGGUCACAUCAAGCGUUUUGGGUUUUUUUUAAGCAGGUGAAAUUCAAUUGGAAUAGAUUUAUUUAUUUUUAGACAGGUGAAAUAUUUCCACACAAAGAUUUAGCUUCUCAUACUGACCUACCAAAAGUUAUUUCUUAAAACUGUUCAAUCUGUGUGAUACGUAAUUUUAGGGCGAAAGAUUUCCUUGCACAGAUUUAUGAGGUUUUCUUUUCAACAAAUUAUUGGCAUUGAUCAAAUUUAAAUCCCUGAGAUUUGGAAGUUUGUGAGAGAGACAAAGAUUUUACUGUGUUUUCCACCAAUUCAUCACACAGGCCAUCUGAAACCUGCUUGAUUUGAAUGUGAUUCCUGUGAAUGGUGCUUUAUUUCUCACUGCACUAUGGACUAGACGAUUCGAAUGUUAUCACUCGAUUGAAUGGAUGUUAUCAGUGGUUAUCAGCUGAUAGAUAUGUGCCAGUAGGUGCUUUCUGCGUCUACUAGUAGGCUCAGAAGGCUGUUAUCAUCCAUUCGCAUUGACCAUUUCAAUGUAGUCAUGUCAUUGGCCCAUGAACAUUUCCUGCUUGUUAUCAAACUAUUUCAAAAACUGUAACAUGAGGCAAUUCAAUCAUAACUUAGUGUUUGACCAGCUAUCAUAACAUUAUUUAUCAAAAUGUGGCUCUUUUUGGAUUCUUGGAAGAUGUAGAAAUUGUAAAAAAGUUAAACAGGAAAAACAUUGGGACCGUUGUUUUUGUUUACAUCUCUAAAAAUGAUCUGUAGAUCACAUACGGCUGCAGCCGGAAGUUAACAAGAAUUAUUCUGUAUUAGUAAAGCUGAUAGUCUACCCCUACUCCAACCCUAAAACCAACCAUCACAGUAAUGUAAAAACAGAUCUGGAUCUGGACUCUUCUCUAUUAGUAAAGCUGAUUAACCAGGAGAAUUAUCGAUAUUAUUUAUUAAAUUUCCCAUUAGUUGUAUUUUAUUAACGUCUACCCCUUACCUAAUCUUAAACACAACCAUCACAGUAAUGUAAAAUAGAUCUGUAGUCUUCUCUAUUAGUCUAGCUGAUUACCCAUGUAGAUGGAUGAUAACAGCCUUCUGAGCCUACUCAUAGGCGUAGAAGGCACCUACUGGCCCAUAUCUAUCAGUUGAUAACCACUGAUAAUGCCCAUUCAAUCGAGUGAUAUCAUUCGAAGCGAAUGACUAGACCCUUGUUUUGGGUGCAAAAUCUUGCUAAUGUGACCGCACCUUUAUCCAGCUUUGUGGAGACCGUGGACCUCUUCGGAUUAUAUGAUAACUGACUUUCGCUUCACAGCUAAACGCCUGUUACGUUCUGUCCUCAGUGUUCAAAACGGUAUUAUGCACAUUUCAGGCACCAAUGUCUUUGUGGGCAUUGUUGUGGAGUAUGUAAUGCGUGUCAAAGCUGUUCUUAGCCGUCGUUUUGGAUCUACAACAAUCACAGAAUUUAAAAACUGGGAUGUGAGGUAGCAUGUUUUUGACACACAAGCACUCUUUUCAGACACUCAAAUGUGGUUUUGUCCUCUUUUUUCCAAGUUCUCAUGUGAUUUAUUUUGCACCCUGUAUUUAUUUAUGACAAACCUCUUUGGAACGAUGCCAGCGAUGGACUGAACGAGUUACGGUUCACUUUACUAUACUGAAAGCACCCAAAUCAGCCAUGUAGCCACCCAUCGCCCUUCGUUUGGACACCAGAAUUCACACCACAAUGGUAUGGGAUGCAAUGAAGGCCCCUCAGCACGGUUCCUUAGUGCCUUGGUAGAGAACAUUAUUCUAAAAAUCAAUCUUCUCAUCAUUUGAGUCCAAGCGCAGCCCGCUUAAUACGCUCAACACCGAAGUCCAGGGCAGAUUGAAAACCGCAAGACUCAAGGAAAUGAUGUCAGCCGCCAGAGAAAUCACCUCAUAUGGGGGGUGAGGGGCGUUUCAUUCCCAUCAUCGACAGCUAAAAAUACUGCCACUUUUCUGUAAUGAGUGAACUGCUGUUGAUCUGAUUCAUCGACGGCGACUCAUAACGGCGACGGAAACAACAAACUGCGGUAUUUGCAGUAGCCUGUCCAUGGAAAAAUCUCAACAUAUGCGACAUUGGAAUUAUACACGUUCUCAUAUGAUGUAACCAUUUUUUUAAAGAUCCCGUUAUUGCAUGUUAUGAAGUAUUACGAGCUGCGGAGUGUGCUGAAAUCAGGGCUUCACUAAACAUAUGGUCGGCAGUGGUGCUGUCAUCAAAUAUGGCCGGAGUGUGUGCGGUUUAUGCAGGCAUGCAUGAAUAUAUGUGUGCAUUUGAAUGUGCGAUUCAGUAUGUCUGUUCAAUGUGGGCCUCUUUUUUGGGGUGAGGCCUAAGAUUUUCAUGAUUUCGCUUGUCAUAACUUGCAUCAAGUUUUUUUUUUUUUU